UGAGCCGGCUAUCUCCCCUAUAUAACUCGACCUCCUCUUCUCUUUACACCACAAAUUUUCUGAAUCGCUUUUCAAUUUCAAAAUCCCAAUCAUGCAGAUAUUCGUGAAAACCCUAACCGGCAAGACCAUCACCCUCGAGGUCGAGAGCUCCGACACCAUCGACAACGUCAAGGCCAAGAUCCAAGACAAGGAGGGCAUCCCUCCUGAUCAGCAGAGGCUCAUCUUCGCCGGAAAGCAGCUCGAGGACGGCCGUACCCUCGCCGACUACAACAUCCAGAAGGAAUCGACUCUUCAUCUUGUGCUCAGGCUUCGUGGGGGUAUGCAGGUUUUUGUGAAGACUUUGACAGGCAAGACAAUCACUCUGGAGGUUGAGAGCUCCGAUACCAUUGACAAUGUCAAAGCAAAGAUUCAAGACAAAGAAGGAAUCCCACCGGACCAGCAGAGGUUGAUCUUUGCCGGAAAGCAACUGGAGGAUGGCCGCACUUUGGCUGAUUAUAACAUUCAGAAGGAGUCUACACUCCACCUUGUCCUUCGACUCCGUGGUGGUGAUAUUUGAGAAAGUUUCUUGGUGUUUCUGAUAGGGUUUAUUUUGUUUCGUUUAGAUAUGCUGGAUGGUAGUGGUGUACUGAUUCACAGUUUGGAAUUGUUUCGUUUUAGGGUGUCUUUGGUUCCUUCUAUGUUGUUUUUUAAAUUGUCAAGAGUCAGUCUUGAGUUUAGUUUCUUUUACUUGUUAAUAAUAUUUUCGUUUUAGUUAUAUGGAUAUUGGUGUUGGUUUGGAUCUCAUUGUCUUUGUGGAUAAGGUGUAUAAGACACUAGAUCAUGUUCUUUCCUGUAGAGUCCUUGUUAUUACUCCACUCCCAACAGCAGGUGAUUUUGAUAGCUACCUUAGUUUCUAGAAUGCUGGCUUCGGGCUUCUGUUGUCACUUACAUUGUUUUGUAUCCAUUCUAUUGUUAGGCUUGGUAAUUUUAAGUUAGCCUUUUACUAAAGGCUGUUGGAUUUUCAGAUACAGUCCGAUAUGAUGCUAGCUAUGCUCUUUUGCAUUCCAUGAUUAACGCAGUUUUAUUUGUUUGAGUAAU
Messenger RNA from Rosa chinensis, 1077 nucleotides. Its product is annotated as polyubiquitin. The transcript has a single exon. Gene Ontology annotation, molecular function: ubiquitin protein ligase binding; protein tag activity. The record is from RefSeq and is a predicted model, not a curated record. Lineage: Eukaryota; Viridiplantae; Streptophyta; Magnoliopsida; Rosales; Rosaceae. The coding region runs from base 92 to 556 and encodes 154 amino acids. Gene Ontology annotation, cellular component: cytoplasm; nucleus. Gene Ontology annotation, biological process: protein ubiquitination; modification-dependent protein catabolic process.